This is a messenger RNA of Rhododendron vialii, 1839 nucleotides long. RefSeq lists its product as uncharacterized. The record is from RefSeq and is a predicted model, not a curated record. The transcript has a single exon. Bases 1 to 1839 code for a protein of 612 amino acids. Gene Ontology annotation, molecular function: nucleic acid binding; zinc ion binding. NCBI's taxonomy places the organism in Eukaryota, Viridiplantae, Streptophyta, Magnoliopsida, Ericales, Ericaceae.
AUGGAUAGAGAUUCCAUGAUGGAGGGUGCUUCUAAUUUUCGACCACCUUAUUUUGAUGGAAGUGACUAUGCUCUUUGGAAAACAAAAAUGAAAAAUCAUUUAAUAUCUCAAGGCAUUAGGGUUUGGAGGUCUGUUCUGUAUGGUUACGAAGAACCUACAAUCGAGGAUGCCAUCACGAAGGUGAUUAGAGCGAAAAAGGAAUCCGAGUGGAAUUCCGGUGAUAAUACGAGUUGUGAGGCUAAUGACCGUGCUUUAGGUGCUAUCUUUGGUGCUAUGUCUAGAAAUGAAAUCACACGUAUUUCCUCUUGUGUCACGGCCAAAGAGGCUUGGGAAAUACUUCGUACAUCUCAUGAGGGAAUAGAGACAGUUAGAGUAUCUAAGCUUCAAAUGUGCACCACGAAAUUUGAACAACUUAAAAUGCAUGAUGAGGAAACCUUUGAUAGUUUCAUCUCUAGGCUAACCGAACUUGUUAACACUUUUCAUAGUCUAGGUGAACCUCUCUCCGAUCUCAAAGUGUGUCGCAAAAUCCUUAGGUCUCUUCCCGAGAGGUUUAGGGUUAAGGUCACCGCCAUAGAAGAGCGUCCAGAUGUUGACAAUUUGACCUUUGCCGAGCUUGUAGGAAAACUUCAAAUCUUUGAGAUUAACCACCUCUCUGAUUUCAAACCCUCUAAGUCUAGUACUGGUAUAGCUUUUAAGUCCGCGCAUGAGGACACCUCGGAGACUUGUGAAGAUGAUGAUGAUUUGAGUGAUGAAGAGAUUACUAAAUUUGCUAAAAAAUUUAAGAAGUUUUUUAAGAGAAGGAAUGACCUAGGUAAGUCCCAUAAACCUUCGUCUAAUCUUAUGAAAAACACUCUAGGAAAUGAUGAUAAGAGGCCAUCGUUUGACAAGUCUAGAAAGCCACAAGGAAUCCAAUGCCACGAAUGUCAUGGUUUUGGGCAUAUUCAAUCCGAGUGUGCUAACACCCUCAAGAAAAAGAUGAAAAAGGGUCUUAAAGUCACAUGGGAUGAUGAUAGUGGAGAUGAUGAUAGUGAGAGUGGUUUUCAAAUAGGAGGUGAAUGGAAUUCUAGUGCCUCCGUGCUAGUGGCUACCGUUGACUCACCCAUUUCUCCUAAACUCUUGUCUGUUUCCUCCUCUUCUAGUCUUGAGAGCAUUGAAAGUGAUAAGUCAAGUGCCGAAGUAAAGAUAAUUAGAAAUGUUGAAAAUGAAGGAGAGGAAUAUGAGAUAGAAUCCAUUCAUGAGGUCUAUGACCUAAUGUAUGAAGACUUUAUGAAACAAGGAAAGAGAAAGAAAGAGUUGGAAACUUGUCUUAAAAUAGUGGAAAAGGAGAAAAUGUCUCUUAGGGAAGAUCUAACUAAUACAUCUCAAGAAUUAGAUGAGCUUAAGAAGUAUAAUGCCAAAUUAGCCAAUAAGUUUGCCAUCAUAGAGAAAGAGAGGUUAGAAGGAUUAAGAGAACUUGAGGAGGCUAAGUCUAGGAUUUGUCAGCUUGAGAGAGACCUUAGUGAGGCAAGCGAAGCCAUUAAAAGAAAUGACUGUGGAGCUACUAGAAUUGCCGAGAUGACGCCUACAUUUAGAGACAAGAGUGGUCUAGGUUUCCUAGAUCCACCAUCCCUUAAAACGGGGUCUAGUGAGCCUAAGAAGAAAAUCACGUUUGUAAGCGCUAAAACUAUAAUGAAUCCUUCCUUUUCUAGCAAUGCAAAGUCUAGUGUAAACGAGACACUUGUGAGUACUAAAGCCAUAGCUAAUUCUCUUUCAUCUAGCAACUCAAAACCUAUAGUACACGCGUUUCUUAAAAAGAGAGUCCUCACAUGUCAUCAUUGCGGGAGUGAGGGUCACAUUUGA